Molecule: messenger RNA, 2287 nt
Organism: Papaver somniferum (opium poppy)
Lineage: Eukaryota; Viridiplantae; Streptophyta; Magnoliopsida; Ranunculales; Papaveraceae
Exons: 8
Coding region: 280-2112 (610 amino acids)
Source: RefSeq, a predicted model, not a curated record
GACACGGAUACGUUACAAAAAGAUUAUCUGGUCUCCUACUAAUCACGGAAAUUUCAAUUUAUUUUUCUCCGCCAAACUUUCGCCCAGAAAAUCAAAUCCAUGUCUUCUUCCCUUUCUCACCUCCUCCUCCUUCUCUUCCUUCAUUACACUCAAAGUUUAUUAUUCCCUCUCUUCAUGAUUAAAAACCCCUAAUCAUUCCAAACCCUAGAAACCCAAAAGUAUAAAAUGUCAAAAAUCCUCAAUUUUUUAAUUUGAAAUUCAUUUUUGAAAUAUCAAGAAAUGGCUACAGCAGCAUUCAAAUCAACAUCAAAGAGAUCUUCAAUAAAUUCUUCAUCAUCAACAAAAGAUGCUGAAUCAGAUAAUCGACAUCGUCGUUCUAGAAGUCUAAGUCGAUUUUCUGGUCGUUAUAAUAAUGAAAUAGAAAAUGAAUUUCUUGUUCCUAAGAAAAACCCUAAAUUUGUCAAUACAGAAAGAGGAUCAGCUGGGUUUCCUGAAAUUAGUCUUGAUGAUUUAGUUUCCGAGUUUUUUCCUUCUGAAAACAACCAUGAUAGAGGUAGGUCAUCACUUCGUAGUUCUGGUAAUAGUAGUAUUAGUAAUUCUAUGUCUGGAGAUGUUAUAACUAGGCGAGGAAGAUCUGUUUCUAGGCAACGAGGUCAAGCAAGUGUUCAAGAUAGUAAUUUGGGUGGUGGUUCUGGAAUUAGUAAUUCUAGAAGAGGAAGGUCUGUUUCUAGACAACAUGGUACAGUAGGUGAUGUAAAGGUUAUUCAGGAGAAUAGCUUCGGGAGUAAGGGGGUUGAUAAUUCCAGGAGGAGGCGUUCUGCGUCCGUCGCCAAGUAUCAAUUUAGCGAUUCUGAGAGUGAUAAAUCUAUCAACUCCAAGAAUACUGCCAACUUCAAAAGUUCUAGAAUCGUGAACGAUCAGAGAUCUUUGAUCCAUAUGCCAACUGCUAAGACCAGUCGACGUGUUUUAAGGAGGUCGCUGAGUCAAAUAGAUUUAUCAAGAUCACAUGAUGGUUACUCAAGCCAGUCUUCAGCUAUAACUGAUGAUGAGUCACCGGAUGCUCGUUCCAGCAGAAAUGGGACGGAGAGGACAAUACGAGCAGUAUAUGCACAGAAAAAGGUUGAUCAUCCUGUUGGGGAUGGAGGAGAGACUGGUCUGUAUGAUGUCAUGCGUAAAGAGCUUAGAUCUGCUGUUCAAGAAAUAAGAACGGAGCUUGAAGAAGUCAUGGUUAAAACAAAGCCGUCUGAUUCAACCCACAAUGAUAACUUGCAAUUAAAUAACGCUAAUGUUCUUCAGGCUGUUUCCGUGAUCAGAGAUAGUUAUGCUACAAGGCUGGAACAGUCGGAGAAGCGUAAACAUGAUCUUUUAGCUGAAAUAGUGGUUGAAGAGCAACGUGGGAGGGAGCUCUCUAAGAUUGUUAAAGACUUGCUUCCUGAUGCAAACAAUGCCGUUGCGCAGAAGCCAGCACGUGUUAGAAAGAGGAGCAACGAUAGAAGUAGGAUGUCUAAAUGCUUGACUGAAGAGGCAGAGAAAUACUUCGAGGGGUUCAUUUCAAAUGUUGAAGACACUGAUAUAUCUUCACUGGAUGGAGAAAGAAGUGAUGCAAGUUCUAAGAUUGGUGGAAGGGCAAAUUUAAAGGACUGUACAGUGCAUUUUGAGGCAGAAAACCGUGUACUUCCAGCGAAAUUGACUUCUCUUCCUAAGGAUGAAAUGGAUGGAGUUGUUCUGCCUUGGUUGGAAUGGGAGACCACCAGUGAUGUUUCUCCUGUAGUAUGCAAGAGUACGUCAAAAGCGUCAUUGACGCCAGGAAAUAACGUACAUGAUACCGCUCAGGAACUUGUUCAAGGGAUGAGCACUGGAUUCAACAAAACCAAUUGUUUUAUUAGCAGCCGAGGUAGUUGGAGCCCUGGAGGUGACAGCCUUUCUGAUCUUUCUAAAGACUUAGCAAACAUUAUGAACGGAGAAGUGGAUAGCAAACCGAAGGAACCAUGGUUUGACAUGGAUGAGUACCUCCACCUCCAACGUGAAGAAUCACGUAUCUUUGAGAAUUGGAGGCAACGUGGGAGAAUAAGCUCAGGUGGGUUGUUACUGUGUAAUAGCAAAUAUUUCUAGUUCAUAGUUCUAAUUCAUCAUGCAAAGGUGUUCCUUUACAUAGGCCUACUUGAAUUAUUGAUUCUCUGUAAAUGCGCAAAAUUCUAUCUUAAGUCAUCAAUUGGCUGGGUUUACACCUGCAUGAUAUGUCUCAAUUGAUCACUUCUUCUAGCAAUAGAUAAUUUAUGUUUAACAA